This is a messenger RNA of Kluyveromyces marxianus DMKU3-1042, 831 nucleotides long. It is a transcript of the gene CKB1, whose product is annotated as casein kinase 2 regulatory subunit CKB1. Gene Ontology annotation, molecular function: protein kinase regulator activity. The record is from RefSeq and is a predicted model, not a curated record. Lineage: Eukaryota; Fungi; Ascomycota; Saccharomycetes; Saccharomycetales; Saccharomycetaceae. Gene Ontology annotation, cellular component: cytoplasm; protein kinase CK2 complex. Bases 1 to 831 code for a protein of 276 amino acids. The transcript has a single exon.
AUGUCAUUGAUAGAGGCAGCCAACGACUCUAGUGAUAGUGGGGCCUACGAGGAGUGGAUUCCAACUUUUUGCUCGCGUUUUGGGCACGAGUAUUUUUGCCAGGUGCCUACGGAUUUCAUCGAGGAUGACUUCAACUUGACUGGGCUUUCGCAAGAGGUUGCAUAUUACAGGAAGGCCCUUGAUACGAUACUGGACUUGGAAUCGACUUCUGAUGAGGAAGACGAGAAGCCUGCUAACGGGAAGGGCCACGAUGACCAGCAGCAGGUGACUAGGUCGAUCAUAGAGCAUUCAGCGGAACAGUUAUACGGGCUAAUACACGCAAGGUAUAUCUUGACGAAGCCCGGCUUGCAAGCGAUGGCGGAGAAGUUUGACCGAAAGGAGUUUGGUACGUGCCCCAGAUAUUACUGUGGCAGCAUCCAGUUACUCCCAUGUGGGCUAAGUGAUACAUUGGGCAAACAAACGGUAAGGUUAUAUUGUCCCAGCUGCCAGGAUUUAUACAUUCCGCAGUCCAGCCGUCAUUUGUCAUUGGAGGGCGCAUAUUGGGGCACAAGUUUCCCCGGUGUGUUCUUGAAGCAUUUCAAAGAGCUAGAAGACUACGUCGAGAAGAAGAGCAAAGAUACCUACGAGUUGAAGAUUUUUGGCUUCUCGAUUGCAAAAGAAGCAGUAUGCGGACCCAGAAUGAGAUGGCUCAGACAGUAUCCGAAAACCGACGAGGAGUGGGAAGAAUUCAAGAAAUGUGAAUUCGAGAUCCCAAGUUCACUCCUCGAGGAUGCCAAAGACACAGACCCAAAUUCUGGAAGUAAUGAUAUAAACAGUAGUAAUUCUAAGUAA